GGUGUGGUAAGCUAAUCUCGACGCGGAAGCACGGCUGCAGAACGGAAGUGGUCAUUUAUACUCGUGUACCUUUCUCCGGUUUUACGAGUCGUCCUCUAUUUGGGGUUCCAUCGGUGGGACCUUGACCUGAGGUCCGCAUUAAGGUUGAUCUGAAUUCACGAUACCAAAAAGGGCUUUUAUAAUGUGGGUCUGAUUCACACAUUUUUUCUUGUUGUUUUUAUGAUCCGUCAAAAGCGACAGUUGUCAUCUUUCUGACUGAUAAUCAGUACUCAUAACCUCACAAAGUUUGUAAAUAAGAACAGUUGGAGAAUUUCAAUUUUUUAACUAGCAUCAGCUGAAUAAAGUGAUAUUUUAUGGUAAUUGAAAUGAGAUCUCCUGUAAGCUUUUGCAAAGAUUACUUGUAAAUUAAUUGCUGCCACCCCAAAACAUUUCUUCAACGUCAACGAUGUAUAAUUAAGGAUUUCUUGUCUUUUGAUGAAAUCACAAAAGUUCCCUAUCGCAGCAGUUAGAGCUUGUGCAUAUAGUGAUUCUGUAAGCAAAACUCAUUAUGAUAUAAUCAUAAGUGGCGGAGGCAUGAUAGGAUCAUCACUUGCAUGCACAUUAGGUAAAAAUACUAGACUUUCAAACAAAAGGAUCUUAUUAUUGGAGGCAGGCAAAGAAAAGUCAUAUAGUUUUACUGGAAAAUAUAGUAAUAGGGUUGUUUCCUUGAAUCCAGCAACACAUAAACUAUUGAAUGAUAUAAAUGCUUGGUCCCAUAUAAAAAAUUCACGAUUUGCUGCAGUAAAAAGGUUGCAAGUAUGGGAUGCAAUUUCAGAUGCAUGCAUCACUUUUGGAGAUGAGAAUGCAAUUGAGGAUAUAUCAUAUAUAGUGGAAAAUGACUUAUUGUUAGAUGCAGUUUCAAAAGAACUCAAAAAUGUUAAUAAUGUUGAAGUUAUUUAUAAUACAAGAGCAAAAGAGUAUUCUCUGCCACUGCAUAAUGAAGAUAAGGUUCAAAUAACUUUGGAAAAUGGUAGUUCCAUCACAUGUAGUCUCUUGUUGGGUUGUGAUGGUUUUAAUUCCCAUGUCCGCAAAGCAAUGCAAACUCAGUAUGUAACUUGGAAUUAUAAUCAAAUGGGUAUAGUUGCCACAAUGGAACUUUCUGAGGAGAUACAAAAUGUCAUAGCAUGGCAAAGGUUUUUGCCUACAGGACCAAUAGCAUUUCUUCCACUAAAUAGUAAGCAGAGCUCUCUUGUCUGGUCAACUGUCCCUGACGAGGCGAAAAAGUUAUUACAAAUAUCCGAGGCGGAAUUUGUGGACGCCAUCAAUGGUGCAAUGUAUCAAACUUAUCAACACAGUAACAUAAUAGAUACAGCUACCAAGAUAUUCGACAAUUUCGUUCGUUUUUUCAACUGGCCAGUUGAUAUGUCACGCCGCUAUCCACCAAAAAUCAGCCGAAUCGAGGAAGGUAGCAGAGCUGCAUUUCCUUUGGGAUUCGGUCAUGCUGCUAGCUAUAUCUCCAAAGGAGUUGCUCUAGUUGGCGAUGCAGCGCACAGGAUUCACCCAUUGGCAGGACAAGGAGUCAACUUAGGUUUUGGUGAUAUAAUAUGCUUGAACGAGGUCUUGGGAAAUGCAGUGAGCUGUGGGAGUGUUAUCAAUGACCUCAGCUAUCUCAAAGAAUACGAAACCCAACGGCAAAGGUACAAUGUACCAACAAUGCUUGGGGUCGAUGGCUUAUAUCGACUUUAUAACAACGAUUUUGCGCCCGUUGUUCUCCUCAGGAGCCUUGGACUACAAGCCACUCAUGCCAUUAAUCCUGUCAAGGAUAAGGUCAUAGACUGGGCAUCGUAGUUUAAAUAUGGAAUGUUCUGAGAUGUAUCUGGAAGAAUUUCACUACAUAUGGAGAAAAGUUAUUAAUAUAUAUGUGUUUUGUUAAAAACUAUCUAUAUAAAUAUAUUUUACAAUGAAUU
Molecule: messenger RNA, 1946 nt
Organism: Acanthoscelides obtectus
Lineage: Eukaryota; Metazoa; Arthropoda; Insecta; Coleoptera; Chrysomelidae
Source: the annotation of a GenBank genome assembly